GCAACCGCGAUGGCGCCCUUGCGUGGCGGGGGCGGCGGUGCGGGACGCUGCUCGGCUCCGUGUCGCUGCGGGCUGUGAUGGGCGUUGCCCCCCCCUCCCCCACCCCGGCAGUGCGGGCGAGCGGCGGCCGGCAGGGCUUGUGCGGCGUUUGAGCCGGGCGGGGCGGGGCGGGGCGGGGCGGGGCGCGCAGAGACGGGCUCCUCACUCGGCGUGCUUGGUGCGGAUGAAGGCUGGCCAGUAGGACUUGGGAUUCUUGGCUAUCAACUCCGUUCGUGUCUGCAAGGGGCGCUUUAAAAACCUCCAAGUCGGUGUCCUGUUUUGCACACUUGGCUUCUGCCAUCGAUGCUGGCAUUUUACUUCCAAGCCAGUGGGUUUGGCACACUUGCUGUCAGGCUUUGUCACUUCCGUUUAGAGGAGUAGCAAUAGUCCGGUUUUCUGACGGGUUCGAAUAGAUUUGAGAUGUAAGUUUUGACUUCGUAGCUUUAAGCGUGCACACUUCUGAAACCCCUUCGUUUCCUUUCAGUGAUUAAAACGCAGGGUCUCUGGAUAAGCGUGGGGGGGCAGGAGUAGUUGUAGGACCAGGGUUGCCAGAGGGGUGCCCGUCCCCGUGCUGGGUAGGAGAGGACAGGGCACAGGGGAUUGCAAAGCUGGCCCGCAGGCUCUACAAAUAUCCCAUGUAGGUUUCUUUCAUUUCAGCCUUGCCUCAGACUGCGGGGUGAGAGAUCCUGUGUGUUAGACUAUAGCAGGGCUUCGGUAGUCUUCCCCCGUGGCUGCUGCGGAGUACGAAGCUCUUGCAGCACAAUGACACCGAGACACGGGCAGCAAGUCACAAAGAGACCUCUCUGACCUUGCAAAGACACGCAUGCCCGAACAGUUCAGCGGGGGCCACUUUCCCGCGUUUUGUUUUGCCCCCUGUGAGGAGCAAAAGCACUGCUGUCUCUGGGAUCCCGCUUGGUGGUUUAUUCUGUCUAUUCUGCACGAAAGGAGCCGUCACUGAAUGUUUUCAGCUAAAAUGUAUUGUACUCUUACAAGCGUAAUAAAAUAUGGACAUACAUGGCUGCGGAGACUGUUAUUGUAGCGCUACAACUUGUUGUGAAGCAUUUCCAGCUGCUCCACUUGUGCAUAUUUUCAAACAGGCAGGAUCUUUUGAAGACGACACCUCACGUUAUAUUAUUAAAAUGGCUAUCCAUACAAGGCUGAGUGUAAAAAUGAAAAUGCUGACAGGUUCAAGCAGGACAGUUUCAGGAAUGUAUGACUUGAGAGAGGCAGCCAGACAGACAAUCCAAAUGCUUCAGUUGGCAGGAUGAAGUGAUAUGCUAAUGUAAGAGAAAAGAUACCUCCUAUUUUAAUGGGCAAGUCAUCCCCAGCCUGUCGUCUAGCAGCCUGCCUGGGGUCGCCAAUAGUGCAAGGAUGGUGACAACUUUCACCACCAUCCACCUGUUCCUGCUCCUAACUCAAGCAACACCAGAGCCGAGCGCUGAGGAGGACCCACUACAUCGGAACUCUGUGCUCCGGAUGAUUGAAAUCUGGGCGAAUGCCACCGGCCCGCAUCCAGAGGGGGUAACCGCUUGCAUCCCGAAGCCUGCAGCAAUCGAGGACAAUGUUCUAGAGGCGUAUGUUACUCCCCUUAAUAUCGCAAAAUGGUUUUCAGAGGUACGAGGACCAUUGUGCGGAACCUCUAUUUGUAGAGUCAGUGGUCCCAUACCUUGCCCAGGUUGCCAAGUAGUUUCUUUUCCCGACUAUACACGCAUAAGAGGGAAUAAAAUGGCGGCGUACUACUGGCCGUCAGGUCAGAUAACGGAGAAAAACAUCUCUAGCCUAAACUGUAGGAGUUGGGGACUAGGGAGUAACAAAGCAGAGCCAACUGAUUGUCAUCGUAUCCCCUGGGGGGCUCGAAAGUGGGGCACCGACGAAGAUCAAGUGCAAUUCCUACCAUGGCAAGCCCAUAGUCUCCAACCUUCAUGGUUCCUUUUCCUUAAUAGCACUCCCAUGCCAGAGGGAGGGUGGAAUGUAAGCAGAGGGGUAAAUCUCACUAUUUUCCACGGGACACAUCAGCUGUUAAGUGCCUUCUUCCCAUUGAGACAAGCGGAAGUGCGGCAUUUAGAAAGCCGCAACCUAACGCACCCCUACUGCACACCUAAAAUCCAGGCCCUUUGGUGCCGUAGAAAGGGGCUACCGACCAACGCACCCCGAGGACUCACGUGGGCAUGUAACAACGAUGUACUAUAUACUGCUCUACCUGCUCGCUUUGAUGGGGCUUGCUUUAUUGCCAGCGUAGAACUCCGCCCACCUCUUGCUACAAACACUUCCAACCCAUACCCUCCCUGGUUCGCACACACUGAGGCCAGGGGAAAACGCUCCGCUACCACUUGGUCCAGAAUGACCUAUAGCCAACAAGUAGGCAAACGUUUUGAAUGGGCAAUGGAAGGGUUGUUCCUUUGGUAUGUAGGAAUCAUGAGAGCUCGGGAGGCCAUUGUAAAAUUAGCAGAGGAAGUAGAAAUAGGCUUCAAUGCCACCAAUGAAGCUCUAUUCCUGCUAAACAAGCAGUUACAAGAAACCUCAAGGAUGACUAUGCAAAAUCGACUUGCCCUCGAUGCUAUGUUACUUCAUAAUGGAGGAGCAUGCAAAUACCUAAAUUUAUCUGAUGAGUAUCGCUGUAUUUCAAUUCCUAAUGUGACCGUACCGCUUACGGCUCAACUGGAGUUAAUUAAAAAGGCCGCUAAAGGUGCUAAUGCCAUAGCGAAAGUAAGCAGUGGUUGGCCCGCGGACCUUUUUUUCCAGUUUUGGUGGGAGUUUUUCCUCGUUAGCAAUGUGCAUACUCGCCCCAUUAUUAACCCUGUGAAUACCUCUAUUCAGUUGUUUAUUGUGUGUUUGCGUAGGAUGUUGUGUCGUUGAUUCAGUCAAAAAGAAAGCCACAACAAUAUCAGCCUUAGUCUACGCUCAAAUACCUAAUCCUUCCGAAGACAAGGACUUUGAGUAUGUGUCUAUGACCAGUAUUAAAUAAAUUAAUGAUGUAUUCGUGUUCAAUCAUAUAACAAUCUGGCAGUAGUCAAGGGGGCAUGUCAGGAGGUGAUGUGACUCCACCAGAUUGCUGUUUGAGACAUUAAGUGACAUGGCUACCUGUGAGUGACAUUCGGUGACGCAGUGGCGGAGGAAUGUGACCUUAAGAGGCACCAUCAUGCGGACAAUGCGUGAUCGCUUAUAGCCUAACCGAUCAGAAGUUACCCCUAGAGCGUGGCUGGCUGGACCAGCAUGCUGAGGCCUCCAGAAUGUUCCAUCAAGGGGGGACCCUGAUUGGCUAGGGAGUUUAUAAAGGGGACUGCGCGCCUCGGCGUGGGGUCCCCAGACGCUCCCAGACUCCGGUCCUUGGGAUCUGAUCUCAAAGACAGCCUGAUCACCCGUCUUGCGGUCUGGACAGACCCCUCGGCUUCUAGCUAGAUUUCUAGCGUAGGCUGCUGCAGCUUACAGUUAGACCACACGCAAUCCGGAACGCCCUGGGUGUUGCCCAGCCAGGCAUCCUACUUGUACUGCUAUUACUUUCGGCUGCAGUCGACCUCCACGACUACACCUUACUUGUCACUCGCCGCUACCAUCAUUUGUUCGUCUUUUCUACCCGCACCACAUCGUCUGUAUCCACCUGCUACUGUAAAUAGUCCUUGUAAUUAGUUCCUGUAUUCACCAAGUUACUUCAACUCGUUAAUCAUCUUGUUGGCUUGUAAGUAAACUUAUAACUUUUCUUCACCUAC
Molecule: messenger RNA, 3746 nt
Organism: Alligator mississippiensis (American alligator)
Lineage: Eukaryota; Metazoa; Chordata; Crocodylia; Alligatoridae
Exons: 4
Coding region: 1411-2895 (494 amino acids)
Source: RefSeq, a predicted model, not a curated record